Molecule: messenger RNA, 1598 nt
Organism: Coffea arabica (coffee)
Lineage: Eukaryota; Viridiplantae; Streptophyta; Magnoliopsida; Gentianales; Rubiaceae
Product: pentatricopeptide repeat-containing protein At2g15690, mitochondrial-like
Biological process (GO): RNA modification
Molecular function (GO): protein binding; RNA binding; zinc ion binding
Source: RefSeq, a predicted model, not a curated record
AUGGCUUCCCUCUCUUCCAUCCACACAUCAAGCAACUCUUUUCCUUCUCCUAGCCGCUUGAACCUUUCCCUUCCGCCACCCCCGUCUCAUCUCCCUCUCAAAGACUCCACUUACAGAACCUCCCCGCUAAAAACUCUCUGCACUUCUACCGCCCCAAAGCGCCCCACUAAACCCAGACACAGACCUCAUCACAGCCCACAUCCCCAAUCAUCCCAACUCCUCAAAAACAACUACCAGAGGACCACUACCAAUGUAAAUGAAACCAGCCCAUCAACUCAAAACUAUCAGACCCCUCCACCAUCAGAUGCUGAUUUAAUGUCAUUAUGUAAUGAAGGCAACAUUGAAGAAGCUAUUGACUGCAUUAAGCAAGGUGCCGAGGCGAAUUAUUUUGUUUUCGAGGCUUUGAUCAGUUCUUGCGGUAGUUCUGAGUCACUUGAGCUUGGUAAAAAUGUACAUGAGCUUAUGAUGAAGUCACCGUUUAGAAGAAACGUUGAGUUGAAUAUUAAGCUGGUGGAGAUGUACGUGAAAUGUGGGAACAUGAACGGCGCCCGCAAAGUGUUUGAUAGAUUGGGCGAUAGAAGUUUGGAAUUAUGGCAUCUGAUGAUCAAUGGCUAUGCCAAAACUGGGGAGGGGAAUAAUGGGUUGCUUUUGUUUGAAAGAAUGAGGAAAAUUGGAGCAUUGGAACCUAAUGCGGAGACGUUUCUAUCUGUUUUAUCAGCUUGUGCUUGUGAAGGAGCAGUGAGAGAAGGCUGCUUUUAUUUUGAGAUGAUGCAAAAUGAAUAUAGAAUUCUGCCAGGAUUUGAGCAUUACUUGGGUGUUAUUGAUGUUUUGGGUCAAGCUGGACACUUGGUUGAAGCUUUGGAGUUCAUUGAGGAUAUGCCUUUUGAGCCGACCAUUGAAGUUUGGGAAGCUGUUUUGAGUUUCGCCAGAGUACAUGGAGAUAUUGACCUUGAGGAUCGAGCUGAGGAGCUAUUGGUCGAGCUUGAUUCCUCCAAAGCUACAGCUGAUAAAGUGCCUACUCCAUUGGCAAAGAGAAAUUGCGAGUUCAAUAAGCUUGAGGGCAAGAUCAAAGUUAGUGAGUUAAGGAGCACCAGUCUAUACGGGGAAGGUCCAAAUGAGAAAUUCAAAGGGUUGAAUGGGCAGAUGAGGGAUGCAGGGUACGUGCCAGAUACACGGUAUGUGCUUCAUGACAUUGAUGAGGAGGCCAAGGAGCAGGCUCUGAUGUAUCACAGUGAACGUUUGGCUAUUGCAUACGGUUUGAUUAGUACUCCAGCAAGGACAACUCUUAGGAUCAUUAAGAAUCUCAGGAUAUGUGGGGAUUGUCAUAAUGCAAUAAAGAUCAUGUCGAAGAUUGUUGGCAGAGAGCUGAUUGUUAGGGAUAAUAAGCGGUUUCAUCAUUUCAGAGAUGGUAAAUGUUCUUGCGGGGAUUAUUGGUGAAUCAAAUAUCCCUAAACACGCUCAAACUCGCUAGUAGCAUAUUUAACAUGCUCAAACAUUACAGAUUUAGAAGUUCUGAAUGUUCAGAAUCCAGAUUAUGUACACUGAAACCUGUGAAAUUCAACUAUUUUUGAUCUGGAAAGAAGAUUAUUUUACCGGAA